Zychaea mexicana is the source of this 1329-nucleotide messenger RNA. RefSeq names its product aminotransferase. NCBI's taxonomy places the organism in Eukaryota, Fungi, Mucoromycota, Mucoromycetes, Mucorales, Lichtheimiaceae. Gene Ontology annotation, molecular function: pyridoxal phosphate binding. Gene Ontology annotation, biological process: biosynthetic process. Bases 1 to 1329 code for a protein of 442 amino acids. The transcript is spliced from 10 exons. The record is from RefSeq and is a predicted model, not a curated record.
AUGAUUAGUGAGGCGCAUUCAGAUGCCCAUCAGAUGCUGCGUAGCUACCCAGGCAACACGAACAAGGCCAAAGCUGCGGAAGUCAAGACCUAUGGCAUUGAUCAUCCCGCAUCGACCGGUGUUAUCUAUGUGAUGGAUCGUGCUAUGCAGAAUGGGUUUACAUAUGGCGACUCGUCUUGGGCUAACUUUGGUCAGGGUGCACCUGAAGUUGGCCACAUUGACGGUUGCGCGGAUAAACCCACGUCAGUAGACCUUCCCGAAGCUUCAUACGAGUAUGCUCCUACAGCUGGUAUCACCGAACUUCGUUCGGCCGUGGCCAAUCUUUACAACGAAAUCUAUCGAACUGAUAAGGAGUCCCAGUACACAUAUGAGAAUGUAUGCAUUGUGCCAGGUGGUCGUGCAGGCCUGACGCGUGUUGCUGCGGCCAUCGAUGAUAUCAACGUUGGCUAUUUUCUACCCGAGUAUACCGCUUAUGAGUCCAUGUUAUCAGUGUUCAAGCGAUUCGUGCCUAUCCCUACUACCUUGGAAGCAGAGACACGCUACCACAUCGAUCCAUCCACAAUCCGUAAAGAAAUCACCAACCGUGGUCUAGGACUUAUUGUUGCUUCUAACCCCAGAAACCCCACGGGUCAACUUAUUGAGACGGAAGAACUUCAAGAAUUGGUCACCAUCUCUCGCGAGCGUCACGCGACUCUUGUCAUGGACGAGUUCUAUUCAGCAUAUAUUUAUUCUCAUGACGAGGCGGAGAAUGGUAGAACAGUUAGUAUCGCCGAAUACGUUGAAGAUGUCAACAACGAUCCCAUUAUCAUCAUUGAUGGACUAACGAAAAACUUCCGGCUUCCUGGCUGGCGUAUCUGCUGGAUCGUCGGCCCUAAGGAUGUGAUUUCGUCAAUGCAGAGCUGUGGUUCCUUCCUUGAAGGUGGUGCGAACCAUCCUCUCCAACUCGCAGCAAUCCCGUUGCUUGAUCCUGAUGUUUACAAAAAUGAAGCAAAGCAUCUUCAACAGCACUUUAGAGCCAAGCGCGACUUUGUCCUCGGUCGCCUUGAAGAACUUGGACUUAAGGUCAAGGUCCCCCCUGUCGCCACUUUCUAUAUCUGGCUAGACCUGACAGCUCUGCCAUCUCCCAUUGAUAUCGGUCUCACCUUCUUUGAAGAAUGCUUGAAGGAGAAAGUUAUUGUGGUUCCUGGUAUCUUUUUUGAUGUCAACCCUGCUCAACGUCGUGAACUCUUUGAAUCACCAUGCCAUCAUUUUGUGAGACUCAGUUUUGGUCCGCCUAUGGAGGAGCUAGCCAAGGGUCUUGACGCCAUUGAACGGGGUAUGUAUUUGUGA